Molecule: messenger RNA, 1659 nt
Organism: Sclerotinia sclerotiorum 1980 UF-70
Lineage: Eukaryota; Fungi; Ascomycota; Leotiomycetes; Helotiales; Sclerotiniaceae
Exons: 3
Coding region: 1-1659 (552 amino acids)
Source: RefSeq, a predicted model, not a curated record
AUGGCACCAAUGAGAGAGCAAUCAGAGCAAUACAUGAACCAAUUGGUUCGAAGGAAUGUUAUGUUGAACGGUCUGAUAUUGGUGAAAAAGGAUGGGAACGACAAUGUUAGUGGAGAUGGAUACGUCAGUGAUAAUGGGAAUAGAGACGGAAGCGCCACAGAUAAUGGAGGUGGAAGCGACAAUGAUAAUGGGAAUAGAGAUGGAAACAGCAAUGACAAUGGGAAUAGAGAUAGCUCAACAAUUCCAAUAGUCACAAGAACUGCGUGGACCCAAAUAACGGAUACUGCUUGGACUACACAAACAGCAACUGCCUGGACCACAGAAACUACGAUCACUACUUCGUCAAGUAUAAUGACUGUCGUUGUUGUCGCCACCCCAAGUUCUACAUCGACAUCAGAAUCUUCUCCAUCAACUUCUAUAUCCAUCACGUCUGUUGUACCAUCAGUUCCAACAGGCUCAUCAACGGCAUUUAGCAUGCCGAGCUCAGGGCAGCCAGGAAGGAAAGGAUUAUGUACCAUUUCCAAUGGAGCUCCAUGCGAUUUUGCUGCGGCUACCACGUCUACUUUUAGUGCCUUUGCGGCCAUCAGCGCAAGUGCUGCACCGACUCCUUUUGAAGAUGACGCUUCACCACUUCCUUCAGGGAUACCAUCUCAACCUCAGAGCGGAAGUGACCACGAUGAUGGUGAUUUAGGUCCUCUAGCAGAGAAGCUUUUGAUAAGUGCCGGUUCAAUAGGAAUAUUCGUCAUCCUUGGAGCUAUUAUAUAUCUCGUCAUGAGAAUGAAGAAAAUAAAUCGGCUAGCAAGGGGAGAGAUAUCAGAAGAAGAAGCUCGUUGGUAUGGAUGGAGAAGAAACAGAGAUGGCUCCGGUCGCCCUCCCAGUUAUGUUAGCGGCAAACUUUCUCAAAAUGGGUAUCCUAUUGAUGAAAAAUACGCUGAAAGGGAAAUGGCUGGCUACAGUACUCCCGACAACAAAGUAUCUCUCGGACGUCCAGGAUCUGCAACUGUAAAUUUAAGAGAGUUACGUACAGAUCUCCAAAGACAAAACUCAACCAGGAGCAACCAGUCACCGUCGGGCAUGUCUCCUAAUUCAGCUGCCGGUGCAGGUCAAUCAUAUGGGUUUCCAAGCAAUGCAGACUUCUAUUAUUCUCAAAUGGGAACUAUUAGAUCUCAAAAUUCAGGACUAUCUUCAAAUGCUUAUGACCCUUCUCAAAAAGAAGCUAAUCAUAUCAGCUACUUAUCCUCAAUAUCUUCAGGAUUUGGCGAUUCACUUGUAAUGCCUGAUGACAGUGCUCCUCCUCAAAUUCCAGUCUCCCGAUUUUCUUGGACGACCGCAUCCCAAGGUGCGCCACAGAAUCGAGAUACCAUAUAUACAACAACGUCGGAGGAGACAGCUCCACGAUUUCGUACUGUCAAGUCAUGGGUAGCUCAACAAACGGGACGGAUGGAAAGGAAACAAAGUAACAUGGAAGUGCCAGCAAUGCCAGAAAUUCCUAUUUCAUAUACCCACCGGUCACAAGUUCCUGAUCCUUUAUUCGCUGAGGCACAUCGACGGAAAGCGAGUGAGAAUCCGGCUUUUAGACAUCACCCCGGUGAUGAAAUUGAAUUUGGAAGAGGCUCACGUGUUCCGAGUUCAAUUCUGGAUAGAAGUGUUGGGUUUUAA